Molecule: messenger RNA, 1850 nt
Organism: Polyodon spathula (Mississippi paddlefish)
Lineage: Eukaryota; Metazoa; Chordata; Actinopteri; Acipenseriformes; Polyodontidae
Exons: 8
Coding region: 401-1525 (374 amino acids)
Biological process (GO): D-serine catabolic process
Molecular function (GO): D-serine ammonia-lyase activity
Source: RefSeq, a predicted model, not a curated record
UUAGAACCUCUACCACCGAAAUUAUACUAGUUAUUUGCAUACAAGUGUGUGUGUGAGUGGAACUGAAGCGUUGUAGGAAUGUUGCAUGAAGCACAAUGAAGUCUUUCAUAACAAACAAUAAACAAAAUCACAAAAGCGAGUAAGCGACACAACACCGAACAUGCCGACUGAGCAAGGUUGCCUGGGUAUCCACCAUUAGGUUUAACAGCAACAACAUCUUAAGAGACAGUAAAGUGUUGCAUAAUCCCCGGGUCAUAAUCCACGGGAGCGGGUUAUUAGCCAGUCAGACCGACAGAAACAAAGCGAGAAGCGGAUUCGUGAUAUUGUAAUCGAUUGAAACAGUAACGAUUGUGAAGAACAGGUGCAGUGUAAGAAUCGUCUUCUCCUGACAGCGGGAGAGAUGUCUAAGGUGAUGGCCAGGCGCAUCAACGAACUGCAGACCCCAGCCUUCGUGGUGGACCUGCCGAAGGUGCGGAAGAAUGCUGCCGCAAUGAUCGAGCGCUUCAGAAACACAGGGGUCCGACUGCGCCCCCACAUGAAGACUCACAAAACUGUGGAAUGUGCUGACAUCAUGACGGGGGGCUCCCGCCGCUGCAUUGUCGUGUCCACGCUGGCCGAAGCCUUCUUCUAUGCGGAGCACGGCUUCGAUGACAUCCUGUACGCAUACCCGCUGCCCAUCGACAAGCUGGCACGCUGCGCGGAGCUGGCACAGAGACUCUCCCUCUUCCACGUGCUGGUGGACAGUGUCGCCGCCCUGCAGGAGCUCCGCAACACACCCCUGACCGGAGGCAAGCUGUGGAGCGUCUGGCUGAAACUGGACUGCGAGAACAAACGUGCUGGAGUUCCUCAUGAUGACCCCGCAGCUCUUGAUCUAGCGAAGGCCAUAUCUGAGAGCCCAGGAGUGACGCUGACUGGGGUGUACGCACACUGUGGGAACAGCUAUGACUGCACAGCACUGGAGGAGAUCCACGCUGUUGCACAGGCCACAACUACAGCUACUCUGCGCUUCAUGGACAAGUUGAAAGCGGCUGGUAUUUCUUGUCCCGUGUCCAGCAUUGGUUCCACUCCCUCCUGCAGUCACCCCGUUGCAGACAUGGCCUUGCUGAGUGAGGUGCAUCCUGGGAACUACGUCUUCUAUGAUGUCCAGCAGUCUCUGAUUGGUUCCUGCAAGCUGGAGGACGUGGCAGUCCGAGUGCUGACUCGGGUGAUUGGUCACUACCCUCACCGGAACCAGCUGCUGGUGGACUGCGGCUGGACCGGGCUCAGCUUGCACAGCCUGGGGCGCCUGGACACAGGGUACGCGGUGAUCGACGGGCACCCAGAACUCAGGCUGAUCGGGAUGACCCAGGAGCACGGCCGGAUCGAGCCAGUCUCGGGACACCUGGAAUUUGAGAAGUUUCCUCUGGGUUCCCUGCUUUCGAUAAUUCCCUACCAUUCCUGUGCUACAGCGGCCAUGCACCCAGUCUACUUCGUGCACUCGAAUGGAGAGAUUGAGACCACUUGGAAACCCACUCGAGGCUGGUAAACCAGCCCAGAACACGGCCAGACCGGGGACACCGCCAAGAGAAGAGCACCAGCAGUGUUGUAGUGAUCUAACCAGAGCAGAUAUUAGAGCUAGCAUGUGUGGGGUGCGCACAAUUCAAUCAUUCUCUCACUGACCUGGAAUAUUUGGUUUCCAGUUGCUGUCUUUCAUCACAUUCUUGAAACUUCUUUUUAACAGACAUGAGCUCAGCAAGGUUCAAAGCAGUAUGUUCUCUGUUAAAGACCAUUACCACAUACUUCUAGUUCUUCUUUUUGCUAUGAAUCUGGCUGUUAUUAAACUCUUUAUGGCUGGCAUUAACUUUAACCCA